AUGUAUUUGUAUAUAUAUGAUAUCUAUGUAUAUGUUGAAUCUCCAUUCGAGUCAUCAAGUAAAUUUAAUGAAGGAAAACUUGACACAACAUCUAAUAGUGUUACAAAAACAAAUAUUUUACUGCCAGAUCAAAAAAAAAUAUUGAAAUUUUUUGGGUACAAAAAAUCGCAUGCAAGUCAUUUGUUAACUGAGAAUGAACUGCACAUAGAUGCUAAUCAUCCAUGCCCGGAAAUAAUUAACCAUGACAUUUCAAUUAUCCAAAAUCUAAUCAAUCCAAAAGUAUUUGACAAAAUUAAAAAAAAGGUGUUUUUAAUUAACCAAAGUUGGACUUGUACCAUUUGUAACAUACCUCAGUAUAAAGAUAUGAUUGAAUGUGAAAUUUGCGAAACUUGGUAUCAUUGGAUUUGUAUUUCUACAUCCAAAAUGGUAUCUGACUGUCAUUGGAUUUGCUCGAAAUGUGAUUCCAUAAAACUUUCAAAAUAAGAGCUCUAACAACACAAUACCAUUAAGUUAAGUUAUAUACUAAUUAAUAAACUAAAAAAAAAAUUAAUUCUACUUAUAAUACUACCAAAAGCAUGUGUUAUUCUGUGUUUAAUUACAAAAGUAUUUUCUUACAUUCAUAUCAUUAAUUUGGUGGUGAAAUUUUAUUAGGCCAUUUCAUUACAGAUUAAUUUAUUUAAAAAAAAAAUUAUAUUUUAACUGGCACCAGUAAAGUUAUAGUCGAUUUUCAAAUUUUAGGAUCCAAUUUUCAGAUAGAUAAAAUGUCAUUUGGCAAUUUUGAUUGCAAAUAAUUUAAUAAACAAUUUUUUAUUGUUCUCGAUAAUAACAUCUUAUUUUGAAUUUGUACUUAUUUGCAAUUGUAUUUAUUUGCACAGUUAAACUUCAUUUUUAGUUCAUGUCAUGAUAUUGAUAUUGGCAUGAAUGUUUAUACCUUUCUGAUAUUAGCAUAUACAUUGGCAAAAUAAUAUAUUGCUAUUUGUGAUACUGGUAUAAAUUGCCCUAAUUGUGCUGUUUGUGUCAUGGUGUUAAAUUGUUUUUGACACAACACACUUAUAACUUAAUGACAUUGGCAAUUUGAAAUUAAGAAGCCAUGAAUAGUGAAUUUGGUAUGAGUCGUUAGGGUUAUCUGAUAUGUUUAUAUAUUUUUUGCUUUUAUUGUUUAUCACCAUCCACGUUGAUCAUACCAGACCAUACCACCACAACAUACACCUUGAAUAUAUAUAUAUAUAUAUAUAUAUAUAUAUAUAUAUAUAUAUAUAUAUAUAUAUAUAUAUA
Hydra vulgaris (swiftwater hydra) is the source of this 1275-nucleotide messenger RNA. NCBI's taxonomy places the organism in Eukaryota, Metazoa, Cnidaria, Hydrozoa, Anthoathecata, Hydridae. The record is from RefSeq and is a predicted model, not a curated record.